This is a messenger RNA of Myotis lucifugus (little brown bat), 729 nucleotides long. RefSeq names its product olfactory receptor 7A10-like. The coding region runs from base 1 to 729 and encodes 242 amino acids. Lineage: Eukaryota; Metazoa; Chordata; Mammalia; Chiroptera; Vespertilionidae. Gene Ontology annotation, molecular function: olfactory receptor activity; G protein-coupled receptor activity. Gene Ontology annotation, cellular component: membrane. Gene Ontology annotation, biological process: G protein-coupled receptor signaling pathway. The transcript is spliced from 3 exons. The record is from RefSeq and is a predicted model, not a curated record.
AUGUACCUGGUCACUGUGUUUGGAAACCUGCUCAUCAUCUUGGCUGUCAGCUCAGACUCCCACCUCCACACGCCCAUGUACUUCUUCCUCUCCAACCUGUCCUUGGUAGACAUCUGUUUCACCUCCACCACCAUCCCAAAGAUGCUGUGGAACAUCCAGACAAAGAGCAAAGUCAUCACCUAUGAAGGCUGCAUCACACAGAUGUAUUUUUUCAUACUUUUUGCUGGGUUGGACAUCUUCCUUCUAACUGUGAUGGCCUAUGACCGGUUUGUGGCCAUCUGCCACCCCCUGCACUACAUGGUCAUCAUGAACCCCCGGCUCUGUGGACUGCUGGUUCUGCUGUCUUGGAUCAUGAUUGUCUCCUUAUUUUAUGGUACGCUCCUAGGAGUGUAUCUCAGCUCUACUGUUAUCCACAGUACACACUCAAGUGCAACCGCCUCGGUGAUGUACACUGUGGUCACACCCAUGCUGAACCCCUUCAUCUACAGUCUGAGGAACAAGGACAUAAAGAGGGCCCUGGAAAGAUUCCUUGGCAGACAUUUUCCUUGGUCACCACACCACACAGUGUUUGGUCGACAAACUAUAUCUGCCUCCGAAACGCCCAAUUCAGGCGGAAAUGCCACGUUUUCGGCGGAGUCCUCUUCCCGGGCUUACUGGUGCGGGAGUGUCCGUCUGCGCUCCGAGCAUUUGUCCUUGUCGCGGGUGUCGGUGGAUGUGAAUCGGGGGUGA